GCUUUCUAUGCUAACAGGCUUUCAGUCGAUGGUCUCACUUCUCCAUGGCUACAAUUAAAAGUUGGAUUGAAAAUAUUAAACAAAUCAACUACAGUCCUUGCAUUAUGUACGUUAUGUAUGUCAUGUGGAUGGUCGCCUUUUUGGCUUCGGUGUCGUCCAAAACGACCGGCACCCAAACUGGGACAGACGUUGUCACCGAAAUUCUGAGUGCCAUCAGCGGACGUGAAGACACGCGGAGAGUUGCCGAUUAUCUCAAUUUAUCACGCGCUGAACUGGUCAAAGAAAUGCCUCUCUUUAGUCCUGAUGGGACGAAAUUAAGUUACACAUUCUUCGCCCCGACGUCGUUUGCUUUCCUGCUGCAAACACCGCAAGACACUGUCGAUCCGUUCCUUGUUGACGCCAAUCUCCGUCUCAGAGUGUUGAUUCGCCAUUUUGCUAGACAAGGCGUCUCAUCUAACGAUCUGACCAGAUUGGACACGCUGGUCAUGGCUGACUCGAGUGUGGCAGCUAUUACUCGUACAGCUGACACAAAGACGUUCAUCAAUGGAGCAGAAAUUCAGAGUUCUUUGUCGUCCUCCUUUGUCGCUGUUUAUAUUGUCGAUCGAGUGUUUAUAGUCGGCAAUGAAAUAAAUGACGCCAUCAGCGCCCAUUUCCAGAACAAUCCGGCAACAAUCAUCGGCCUCCCCGAAAUGCUGCCGUCAGUAGUUCCAGAAAUCGCCAUUGUGGAGCCAUCUGUUUCGGCACUUGUGCCAACUGUGGGCGGCUUCAGUAGUGUCUCUCCCAACGAUAUCGACGUCCAGGACGUGGCAAGAUUCGUAACGACGUCGUUGAGUGCUAACGGGGCUUCUCCACUCUUCCUAGUGAGUGUCGACACAGCUGAAAAGCAAAUUGUAGCCGGUGUCAACUAUCGACUUCAGCUAAAGUUCAACAACCAAUUGGAAAGCGAAGAAAAUACUUUAAUCGUUUGCCAAGUUGUAGUCUUUGAUCAGCCGUGGACGUCCACUCGCCAAAUCAGCUCAUCCAAAUGUAGUCUAUCCCGAUCCGCCACUUCUGUUGAAAUUGACUAAGCAUAAAAUUAGGAAAGAUUAACCUAUUUAUCAUGGCAUAAAACUCACUUGACUUGUUUUCAUUAAACCGAUUUUUCUUCGCGUGUCAGAUCCUGUUUCGAUGUAUUUUGCCAUUUGUAAAAAAAAAAGGAUUCAAAAAUAGAUGAAGUAAAAUACGAAGAUUUAA
Messenger RNA from Daphnia carinata, 1233 nucleotides. RefSeq lists its product as uncharacterized. The coding region runs from base 45 to 1067 and encodes 340 amino acids. Gene Ontology annotation, molecular function: cysteine-type endopeptidase inhibitor activity. Lineage: Eukaryota; Metazoa; Arthropoda; Branchiopoda; Diplostraca; Daphniidae. The transcript is spliced from 3 exons. The record is from RefSeq and is a predicted model, not a curated record.